Molecule: messenger RNA, 1365 nt
Organism: Oryza sativa Japonica Group (Japanese rice)
Lineage: Eukaryota; Viridiplantae; Streptophyta; Magnoliopsida; Poales; Poaceae
Source: RefSeq, a predicted model, not a curated record
GGCCAGUGGGUGAAAGAGGGAGAAAUCCAAACGCCCGAAAAAUCUAGCCAUGGUUCUCCUCGCCGCCGCCGCCGUCGGGCCACACAAAACCCUAAACCCUACCCUGAGCCCGCCGAGCUCCGGCGGCCGCCGCCCCCGCCUCCGCUUCCCGCUGCCCCUUCCGCGGGGCGGCCACCUCCGCUGCUCCGCGGGGUACCGCGAGGCGGCGGCGGCAGCGGCGUCGACGUCGUCGACGACGACGACGCCGCGGCCGACGGAGAUCCCGUGGAGCAGGGAGCUCUGCAACUCCGUUCGGCUCAUCGGGACGGUGGGCACCGAGGUGGAGCUGCGGCAGCUGCCCAGCGGCGGCUCCGUCGCGCGGGGGCGCCUCGCCAUCUGGAAGUCGGCCACCGAGACCACAUGGGUGACUCUAGCAUUUUGGGAUGACCUAGCGGUUGUGGCUUCUGAGCAUGUGAAGAAGGGUGACCGAAUAUUUGUUUCUGGACGCCUUGUGUCGGACACUGUUGAUGAGGGCCCUGAGAAACGACAGGUUUAUUAUAAGGUUGUGGUUCAACAGUUCAAUUUCAUUGAGUCCUUUCAGCAAGUGCAGUUAUAUGAGCCAGAGGCAGGCCUGGAUACCUUAGGUGGAAAGCAUGGAGAUUAUGUUGGUUCUACCUCUGGCUCGAGUGAGGGUAAAAGUAGGGACCAUGUUGACUCAUCCUCCCGUUCAACUGAACAGUUGUGGCAAGCCUUCUUUGCUAAUCCUUUUGACUGGUGGGAUAACAGGACAAAUAAGAAGAACCCGAGGUAUCCAGACUUCAAGCACAAACACACCGGUGAAGCAUUGUGGGUUGAUGGGAGGAACAAUCCAAAUUGGGUUAUCUCCCAGUUGGCAAUUCUGGACUCGAGAAUGGGUUCUCUUCAAGGCAAUGAUAGGAAACCAGUUGCCUUUAUGUAUGCUGAUGACUUCAUGACACCUGACACCGACACUGAAGCCCAUAUGUGAAAGGAAACCUCCCAUUCACCGAUUUAUCAUAGCACUAUGUAUUAGAUAGAAAAUGUACUACUGCGAUAGUGCACCUGCGCUCCUUCAAUUUUGUUGUACAUAGGUAGAAUCGUGAAGUUUACCAUAGAGGCGUGCGGCCAUCUGUUGUAGUCAGUAGUAAUGACAAAUGCAGAUGUAGUAAAGAAUCGGAUGGCCUUCCCUUAAAUUUGCCUGAGAAACGGUGUACAUCACUUGGUGUGUUUGCAUCAGCUGAGCCUCAACUGACAAGUGACUUAAUUACAUUGGCAUGCUCAUUGGCUUAGAUGGUGCAACAAUGCAAUCAUCAUCAUAUCUGCCAUGAGUUGUGACCUGUAAAAAACUAUGAGCUCUCUUUUGUUUCA